AUGGCAUCCGCACCUGACGCUGCUGCCAACGCCCCUGUUCUCGACAAGGAGAGCACCAACAUCGACCACGCCGGUGCUGCCACCAAUGGCGGCAAUGCCUACCCUCUUAUGUCGCGCGAGGAGCACGAAGUAGCUCGUGCCGCUGCCCGCUUUGGAUACGGUCCUCUUGCCCAAGUCAACACCCACGAGGCUCGUCUCCCCGCCUUUGGUGGUGAAUUCCAGCCUGGUUUGUACCGUCCUGUGUCCGACCGCAAGAUUGCCAAUCCUGCUCCUCUUGGUUUGAGCGCUUUCGCCUUGACUACCUUUGUCCUUGGAUGUAUCAACAUGGGUACCCGUGACAUCACUGCGCCCAAUGUCGUCGUUGGUCUUGCUUUUGGUUACGGUGGUCUUGUUCAGUUGCUUGCGGGCAUGUGGGAAAUGGCUGUUGGUAACACUUUCGGUGCCACUGCUCUGUCUUCUUAUGGUGGUUUCUGGAUUGCUUUUGCCAUCGUCUUGACUCCUGGUGGAUUUGCCAUUGAGGAAGCGCUUUUAACUGCCGACAAUGGCAGCCCUUCCAUGUUCUACGACUCGUUCGGUCUCUUCUUGAUGGGCUGGUUCAUCUUCACCUUCAUCUUGCUGAUCUGUACCCUCCGCUCCACCGUGGCUUUCUUCUCCCUCUUCUUCACUCUGGACAUGGCCUUCCUCCUGCUCGGUAUUGGUUACCUUGUUCGCACUGAUGGCGCGCCCACCCCCAGCAUCAUCAAGGCCGGCGGCUUCUUUGCCCUUCUCGCUGCUUUCUUGGCCUGGUACAAUGCCCUUGCCGGUAUCGCCGAUUCCAGCAACAGCUUCUUCAUCAUCCCCGUUGCUCACUUCCCCUGGUCUGAGAAGGGACGCGAGCGUCGCGCUAAGGCUGCUCGUGACACUGUCUAA
Molecule: messenger RNA, 909 nt
Organism: Talaromyces marneffei
Lineage: Eukaryota; Fungi; Ascomycota; Eurotiomycetes; Eurotiales; Trichocomaceae
Exons: 3
Coding region: 1-909 (302 amino acids)
Cellular component (GO): plasma membrane
Molecular function (GO): acetate transmembrane transporter activity
Source: RefSeq, a predicted model, not a curated record